Mytilinidion resinicola is the source of this 2188-nucleotide messenger RNA. RefSeq lists its product as uncharacterized. Bases 1 to 1842 code for a protein of 613 amino acids. The transcript has a single exon. The record is from RefSeq and is a predicted model, not a curated record. NCBI's taxonomy places the organism in Eukaryota, Fungi, Ascomycota, Dothideomycetes, Mytilinidiales, Mytilinidiaceae.
AUGCCGUACGACAUCCCUUCGCACCCGAAACUGCUCUUCCCACCGUCGCCAAUUGUUUGCGUACCGAAAGCUCUUGGGCUCUCCUGGGCCAACUACGAGCGCGACUUCCGAGAGCAUCAAGACCGCGACUUGACGCGCGUAGAGGCUGGUUCCGUGCUGGGCGGCGCGAUGCUGCGCCAGUACUUCUCCUCCCUAGCGGGCUUCCGCCGUGGCCGGGCGUACCUAGGAUACAACUGGGGCACCGCAGAGAUGACGCCGGAGACUGAGGUUGUGGAAGACGUGGCGGUGGAAGAUAUGGCGAUGUGGAUUGUGGAGAAGAGGAGGGAAGAGGAGGGGACCGAAGAGGGAGUGAUCCCAAGCGUAGAGGUCCAGGACGACAACUACGACGUCCACACCAUCCUGAUCGUCGUCACGCAUGCCAAGUUCAUGGCAAAGAAAGAUCGGAGGACGCCGACCGUGCUGCCGUUUUUGGGUCCUGGGUUUGUCGUUGGGGGGAGAGAGGUGCGCUAUGCCAACGUGGUGGUGUUGACUGGCGAUCAGCGGACCGUAUCGCCGCAGUUUGAGUUUUACAAGCUGGACCUGGAUGGGCCGAAGGAGAAGAGCUUGGUGCCUGCCCUUGGAACGACGGAGGAGUAUUUCGGCACCAAUGCGUUCAGGUUGGGGAAGACGAGCGCAGAGAAGAUGGACAAGAUGUGGAAGGCGGCUGCAAAGGGAGAGCUAAAGAUGAAGGGAAAGCUGAAGAUGAAGACGAAGGCGACAGAGAGAAAUGUGGAGCCUUCGCUUGAUCGUUCCGUGCUGGGAGACCGCUCUCCGGAUCGCAACUCCAGCAUCUUCUCGCUUGCACACCUGGAUAGCUUCGAAAACACGCGCGAAGAGUCGAGAGACGACGCCUCCACCCACAUAGGCACGGACAUCGACAGAGCAUCAGAAUCUAUCGCACAUGCUUCGAAAUCUAUAUUCUACCCCAGCACCAUCGACACAUUCAACAAACGCAAGCGCAAGCAAUCCAGCCGCGCCCUCUCCGCCGAAGCCUCCGAGCGCGAAGAAUCCGUGGCCCGCGAUAUGAAGAAGCGCAAGACCACGCCCGCGAUCUCGAAACCUAAGGCUAACCGAAGGCCCAAGAACGCCUCUACAGCCGCUAUGACCGCUAACCGCGACAUUAACAAAGCAACGCCGCCCCUUCCCACUUCCCGCGCGGCCAACGCCUUCGCCUCCAGCGCUGGCAAGUUCUCCGAAGCAUCGCCCGGCAUCAGGGACACCCAGCCAUCCCGCUCGUACACGCCUCAAAGUAGCGCUGGCCAGAAGCGCAAGCGCCCGACGCCGGAACCGCUCUCGCCCAUCUUCGAUUCCCCGGUCAAGCUAGAGCCGACCGACGCCGCCGAAGCCCGCCCAAAGAAGCCGAAGAAGUCGUCCCAAUUGGCGGCCAUCGACGCCGCGCUCCGCCGCCCUGCCUUCGACAAGCGCUUCUGCUGCCCGUAUCUUGGCUGCGCGGCCCGCUACAGCACAAAGGACUCCGUGCGCCGCCACUUCAAGCAGAUGCACCCGGGCCUCGAGCUGGAUAUGGCGGCGUGGCAGUACACGACCCCCGACGGCAUCAAGAUUAAGGGCCAGCAUGUGGCGACGGCUUCUAGGGCUGGUUCGCAGCCCAUGGGAGGUGAGGUUGGGCUUGGGGGUGGAUAUCAGGUGAGUGGAUAUGGCGGUUUGACCAGCAAGAAGACGCUCUCGGCGCUCUACAAGCCGGUGACUGGAGGCGCAGGCGUGGAGGGCGAGAGGGCUGAUUCUGCGGUUGCGGGAGAUGACGACGACGGGCUUGAGCCUGUAUAUCUGGGCUGGGGUGUCUAGGGCUAUGGGGAGAGGUGUGAUAUUCUGAAAAAAAGUUUGUUGGACAGUAGAUAUUAGCCUGAUUCUUGUUUUAUUUUGACAGUCCCUCAAACAGGGCAUCGAGGGCGCUCUAGCCCAUGUAGGAAAAUCUCCUGCUUGAAUGGCUUACUUUUUCAAUCCCGGUCUAUCUGGUCACGUGAGUUUGGGAUCUGUAAAGCCGGUUCAAAUCCAGAACGAUAGUAUCCUUUCUGGCUCUACUCUCGAGCUGUUCUUGCGAUGUGUUGACAGUCUCUUCCUCUUCUGUCCGAAUUCCGACACACAGCUAUUUCAUUGUCGCAACAUCGUGGAUCUUUUCGUCAAAUCUAGC